Triticum dicoccoides is the source of this 858-nucleotide messenger RNA. RefSeq lists its product as uncharacterized. The transcript has 5 exons. The record is from RefSeq and is a predicted model, not a curated record. The coding region runs from base 1 to 858 and encodes 285 amino acids. Lineage: Eukaryota; Viridiplantae; Streptophyta; Magnoliopsida; Poales; Poaceae.
AUGGGUUCCCUAGAAGUAUGGCCGCCCUUUCAUGGUGACCUAGAAUUUCUCCAGCCAGGUGUAGAGCUCGCAUCAAGCGGAAAUGCCACAAGCUCUUGUGUGAGUAAUACAUCUGUCACAUACUUUCUUCGUGACUCAUCAUAUUAUGGUGUAGAGGCUACACUAGACGUGUAUGGCUUUACUUUACAAUCUGACCAAAUAACGGAGGGUGGCAUCUGGAUUACCAGCUUAGGAAAUGGCCAAAAAAAUCCGGCCAAUGGAAUUCAAAUUGGAUGGCACAGUUUUCCAGCCUUGUACAAGGAUUCACUUACUCAUUUCUACGUGGCAUGGUGCUAUUCUGAACUUGUUAAUGAGCUUUCUUGUUACAAUGGCAGGCUAGCGGAUCGCCUAACAAGCGAUGGCUUUCGAAAGACAUCAUCCAACAUAGCUCCAGGUGAUGUCAUCAAUCCAGUUUCAAGUAUCAAUGGCACCAAACAAUACAUCACACUAAGGUUAUUCAAGGAUAAAUCAUCUAGCGAUUGGCAAGUACAUUAUGGAUUAAAUGGUUCCCCAAAACCAGUUGGUUACUUUCCAAAAUCCUUGCUUCCUGCAAUGAUAGAUAGCCCAGUUCUGCUUCGAUUUGGUGGCUAUGCAGCUCGCAGCAAACCAUCACCAAGUCCUCCAAUGGGCAAUGGGCAUGUUCCAUUGAGCGGCCCCGCUGCAUCCGUCAGUAACCUCAAGCUUAUAGAUGCCGAUGGCAUUGACAGCAUUGCCAACACGGAUCUACCAUUCUAUGUAACUCGUCAAGAUUGUUAUCCUAUUUCUUACAUUGAUUCUGGCCGGUUCUUCUAUGGUGGACCAGGUUGUGUUGAUAACUAG